GCAACUGAACGAGAAAUUGAAGACAGAAUGGCCAUGUUAAAAGAAAAAAUAUGGCUUAAUCGGCAGCAAAUCAAAGAUUUAGAUGACGAACUAAAGAAGUGUCGACUGAAUAAAUUUAAUAAGAAGCAGGCACAGAUUAAAGCCAAGUUAAAUACAAGGCUUCUAUAUCUUGAAAUUCAGAAGCAAAAUACCAAUACUCUUAAAUAA
Molecule: messenger RNA, 207 nt
Organism: Cetraspora pellucida
Lineage: Eukaryota; Fungi; Glomeromycota; Glomeromycetes; Diversisporales; Gigasporaceae
Source: the annotation of a GenBank genome assembly